CCCUCUCCCUCCCCUCGCCGUUUUCCUUGCGCCUCUCGACGGGGCGGCUGUAGCUCGGCUUUCGGCUCCCUCUGCUGAAGCUCUUGCAUCCUGCCCAGCUCCUCUGAGAGCAGCAGCGUCUGCGGCUCUUGGCGAUCUGGCAGGAAAGAUGCCUUCGCCUUGAGGUGCUGCCGGCCUCCCCCGCUCUCCAGUCUUACUCCCUCUCCCUCGGCCUCAGCAGCUCGCCGAGGAGGAAGGAGACAGGGCUACAAGGCUGAAGGGGCAGGGAAGCGGUGAUGCUCUUCCCCAGCCCCUCGGAGGAGGCCUGAGCGCGGCGUUGCCAUAGCGACGGCGCCCCCCUCUCCCUAGAUAAGGCGGGCGGGAGCAUCAGCGGCAGCCCCAGCCCAGAAGGGUCCUGCUGAAUUCAGCCAGCCCCGACGCCUCAUCGCGCCCUCCCCUCCGCCUCCCACUGCUCCUAGAGUCAAAGUGGGAGAAAAGCCCAUUUCAAUGAUGUCAACAGAAUGUGUUCAGCCACUUGAUAUCCCAGAAGACAGACUGGACAAGAGAGAUUCACACUGUAACCCUUUAGAAGAUCUGUCAGAGCAGCUGAUUAAGAGCUGUGACCUCAAAAAAAAGCCAAGAAAAGGUAAAACCAUCCCAGCCUCUCAGAACACUGAACAGGAGCAAAAAAAGCCAAGAAGAAAAGAUACACCAGCUUGGCACACCCCACCACCUUUAACGGGCAUACUUUCAGACUUUUCUGAUAAUCUGCUGAAAAGAUAUGGUAUCACAGAGAAGCCACAGAGAGAGAGAGGAGUGAGUCCAGGCUCCCAGAUGACUGAACUGGAGCAGAAAAAGCCCAGGAGAAAAGAUACACCUGCAGUACACAUCCCACCCUUGAUAAUUGGCACUAAGCUGCUUACAGAAGAAAAGCAAACAGUGAUUAUGGAAGAUGAAGAAAAGGAUGGAGACACAAUCCCCAGUUAAGAUUACAGUGAUAUUUCCCAUAAUGCAGUGUAAAUAAUUCUGGGUCAUUCAAAGUGGCAGCACAUAGAACAAACAGUCCUUUCAUUUUUAUAAAU
This is a messenger RNA of Apus apus (common swift), 1061 nucleotides long. It is a transcript of the gene PPP1R17, whose product is annotated as protein phosphatase 1 regulatory subunit 17. The transcript is spliced from 5 exons. The coding region runs from base 487 to 966 and encodes 159 amino acids. Gene Ontology annotation, molecular function: protein phosphatase inhibitor activity. Lineage: Eukaryota; Metazoa; Chordata; Aves; Apodiformes; Apodidae. The record is from RefSeq and is a predicted model, not a curated record. Gene Ontology annotation, biological process: regulation of phosphatase activity.